UGCGAAAUUUCCACCUCUCUGGCUUAAGUUUCUUUCUGUUGUACGUCCUUACACUCGAUCGUGCCCAAUGGCUACGAAUAACGGAGGUGAAUCGCCAGAUUUCUCGCAACCCUGGAAAUUGAGCGACGUUGUUCUUGUCGUCGAAGAAAAAAAAUUUCAUGUUCACCGAGCCAUGCUUGCCCUUUGGUCGCCUGUGUUUGAGAAGAUGUUUACCUCAGAGUUUCAAGAAAAGGAGAAGAAGGAAAUCCCUCUCCCUGACAAAAAAGCGGUUGAGUUCAAAGAGUUCCUUCUGCAUAUGUAUCCGUCGGGCAAAGAGAGAGCAGUAACGGAAGAAAACUGCUGCUAUCUGCUAAAGCUUGCUCACGAGUAUCAAAUGACAGCCAUUGUGGAGAGAUGCGAAGAUUUCAUGGUCGGUGCGGUUAAAGCAAAGCCGAAUAAUAGCAUCCUGGAAUAUUUGGUAACUGCCCAAACAUACAAGCUAAAAAAUUUGAAAUUGGCCAGUGUUAAACGAUCACACAGUCUUUGUUUAGGUGAGCUGAAAAGCAACAAGACGUACGAGCAAAUCGAGCGGGAGAAUCUUAAAGAAAUCAUGGAGGGAAUUAUAGAGCGAUUGGACAGAGAAUUAAAUCAGUCCCAGUCGGUCUCUGCGACUCGGGAGAUUACAAUUGACAAAAUGAAAGGAAUUCACAUCUCGGUGAGAGAUGAUGGCUUACUUCGCGUGGGAAAUAUUGCUAGAUCGCUCGUUAGACAUGCAUAUGGUGCUAAUAAAGGCAUUUAUUCGUUAAUAAACUGUUCCGACACUGAAAGCUGUCUUGAAGCUUUGGCUAAUGACCAUCUUACAAUGAGUGGCAAAUGUACAGGCCUAAGUGAAACGGUUAGUGACCUUAGAAAGCUGAAAUAUUCUCUCGAAGCUCUUAAUAGUGAUAUUGCACUUGAAGCUCAUUCACAGUGUUCGAAACAGAAAGGCGAAAAAGCAAGCCGUGCUAGACUCUUUUAGCUAUGUGGUCACGUGGUUUGAAAUGGGUAAACAAGAAUUCGAAAUGGCUGCUUAAGUAUAUGCUGCAGACAACAUCUUAUGGACGAAAUUCCAUCUUCUCUCGCCCAAAUUUUCAUAGGCAUGGAUAAAUCAGCACUCAAAUGACUUAAGUAAUGUAGAAAUCGGUGACAAUCGAAAUGGAGCCUUUAACUGAGAUUAUAAACAACCUCAAUCUGGAAAAACAAACUUGUGAGCACACGAUCUUUCAAGAUCGCAAAAAUACAGGAAACGGGCACAAAAGAGACGCAAAUGUGUUGCAAAGAGAACGUUUUGGCGACUUUGUGACUUGAGAUCAGAAUGGAGCUAUAUUUAUUUCGAAAUCUGUUUAAUGUUUUUUUCUUUUUUUUUGUUUGGCGAUAAUUGUUACGCUCUGGUCGUAUGAUCGACAGCCGGUCAAGGUCAUCACACGACUGAUGGCUGACACUGUUCUGACUGUUGUUUUCAUCUUUAAAAGCUACUCAACGGCCAUCCUAGAUAGAAAAGAACAGAAUAAAAUGAUCAAUAGCUAGUCUUUUUUAAAUCUGUACUCAAUUUCAAAUUAGUUUUACGAGUUCUAGGUUUCAUUUCUCUUCAAACUUUCAGAAUUUUCCUUUCAAUAAAGGGGAACAUUUUAUAAUUCGUUGUUGUUGUCUGUGUCACUGAGGUCUUUGCCAUUGUAAUUGCAAAUGCUAAUGGGUUAAAUAGAGUAAACUCUCAACUCCUCAAAAAAUAAAAUGAGCUUUUUCCUUCAUCAAUCGAGGACAAUGGCUAUUUCUAUUUCCUUUUUUUAUGCCUAGAUAGGAUGUUAUUUUUCUCUUUCAGUUUUAUGUUUGUUAGAUC
Messenger RNA from Stylophora pistillata, 1855 nucleotides. RefSeq names its product BTB and MATH domain-containing protein 36-like. The record is from RefSeq and is a predicted model, not a curated record. Gene Ontology annotation, molecular function: protein binding. NCBI's taxonomy places the organism in Eukaryota, Metazoa, Cnidaria, Anthozoa, Scleractinia, Pocilloporidae.